Molecule: messenger RNA, 2123 nt
Organism: Chaetomium fimeti
Lineage: Eukaryota; Fungi; Ascomycota; Sordariomycetes; Sordariales; Chaetomiaceae
Exons: 5
Coding region: 250-1914 (554 amino acids)
Biological process (GO): protein linear polyubiquitination; proteasome-mediated ubiquitin-dependent protein catabolic process
Cellular component (GO): ubiquitin ligase complex
Molecular function (GO): ubiquitin binding; ubiquitin-protein transferase activity
Source: RefSeq, a predicted model, not a curated record
UACUUUCCCCGAGUCACCAUAUACGCUGCCGCCCAGGCGGCUGCUUUAGCUGCACAUGCCAGCGCCAGCAUGGGCACACCCUCAAUCUCUACCAUUGAUCAUCACGAGCCUGGAGCUUUCCGAGACCCCACUCGCUUCCCUCAACUAGAACCAGCCGUCAAGUCCUUUCGCGGCACAUUUAUCGUUCAAUAUUUGUGUUAUUUGGGCGGCUUAUGAGGUUCUAUUGGGAGAUUGACGAGUCCUGUCGGCAUGGGGGCCAUUCGAUCAUGUUCGGCGCACUUGGGUUCCUAUACUAAGGAAGAAUCACCAUCAAUGCCUGCCGUUCUUCGGUCCAGUUUGGGGCCAGGUCCUGAAAUUGAUGGGAAGGUAAAAUGCGAAAAGGACGUAUUGAGCUGCUUCCCAGACAUCUGCCCGGAUUACCUGAGGAGCCAAGCGGCGGAACACCAAUGGGACUCGCAAGGCCUUAUCACCCGCCUUUUAGACGACCUUGAGAAAGACCAACCAUAUCCAAAGCGGCCGACUGUGCUGAAACGCAAACGCCCAGAGAAGAUUGAGAAAGACAGCGAGGAGGAGAUGCGAUGGGGAUUUGAAGAGGAUCCACGGCUCGCUAGUAAAGGCCAGGAGUACUUCAAGCUUUACACCAAGAAGGCGAACGCAUUACUCAAAGCGGCUUUUCAGCGACGAUACGCUGAAGAUAUUGAAAACACUCUGAAGGCGAACAAUUUCCAACUUUACACGACAUACCUUGCUCUUGACAAGGCCUCGUGGAGUCCAGACGCCGGUCCCAUCAAACUUAAAAGAGCCUAUUUCAGGCGCCCAAACCCCAAUGCCGAGAAGGUUCUGCGCUACGGUGCGGUCCAUCAAGGAGAGAUCGAUGCUAUAGCGGCAUUCGAUGCAGCCCGUGCCGCUUGUACAGCGAAGGCCCAGGAGCGCGAAGCCAAAGAGGCACAAGAGAAGCAGAAGGUCCAGGAAGAGGAAGAAACCCUGCAGCGCGCAAAGGCCGAAGGGACAGUCGCGGACUGCGGCUGUUGCUACGAGGAGCUUGCUCUCAGCAGCAUGAUUCACUGCGACGGAGACACCACACAUUGGUUUUGCCGCUCGUGUGCCAAGCAAAUGGCCGAGCAUGUGGUCGGGCUUUCCAAAUACCGCCUUGGGUGCAUGUCGGUGGACGGAUGCGACGCUACCUUUUCCAGGGACCAGAAGGAACUCUUCUUGGAUGACAAGUUGACUAACGCUCUGGAGCUGAUCGAGCAAGAGGAGGUUCUUCGGUUGGCUGGCAUCGAGAACUUGGAAAGUUGUCCGUUCUGUCCGUAUGCGGCCGAGUAUCCUCCUGUCGAGGAAAACAAGGAGUUUCGUUGCGAGAACCCGGACUGCCUCUUGAUCAGUUGCCGCCUAUGUCGACAGGAAACCCAUAUCCCCAAGGCUUGCGAGGAAGCUGCCAGGGAACGCGGACACUCGGCUCGGCGUGUAAUCGAGGAGGCAAUGUCUGCUGCCUUGAUUCGCAAGUGCAACAAAUGCGGCACGCCCUUCAUCAAGGAAAACGGCUGCAACAAAAUGACGUGCACCCGCAGUGGGUGCCGCAAUGUGCAGUGCUACGUCUGCUCCAAGUCGUGCGACUACAACCACUUCGAUGACGCGAGCAGAGGCGGCAAGAAAGGCAACUGUCCCUUGUUCGACAAUGUCGAGGACCGCCACAAAAAUGAAGUCCAUACUGCUGAAGCGCUUGCCCGGCAGCAGGUUGCCGAGGAGAACCCCGAAGUAGGGGACGAGCUGCUGCAUAUUAACUUUUCGGAGAGAGUCAAGGAAGACGACGCGCGACGCACAGCGGGCAACCCACGGCCACCAGGGCCUCCGGGGUUCCGACAUAUGGUCAUGCCGGUACCGGCGUUUAUUCCAGUUGAUCCCGGUUUGUAAAAGCCUAAUGCCGUGACCGGCCUUGCUCGAGACUGGCACAGUUUACCCAGUACCAACAAGCCCAAUUUGACCAACAUAUGCAAGCAUUAAUGCAAGCACAAGUGCAAGCACUACAGGCACACCAGAUACCACAGGCGCAACAGCCACAACCGCAGCAGGAGCCGGCAGCCCAGCUAGGCCACCCUAAGCCCUUCCGCGUCCCUGCGCGC